Molecule: messenger RNA, 1546 nt
Organism: Tricharina praecox
Lineage: Eukaryota; Fungi; Ascomycota; Pezizomycetes; Pezizales; Pyronemataceae
Exons: 1
Coding region: 300-1412 (370 amino acids)
Source: RefSeq, a predicted model, not a curated record
CUACGGUAUGAUAGUUACAGAAAUCCAUUUGCUGUCGUCCUGACUGUUCUUGCAACAUCGCUCAACCUCAGUAUCCGCGGUCAUGCAGGUGGAGUGUCGCAGGGUAUCAUGAUAGCCAAGAUUUUACAACUUUAUAUGAUACUUUCCCGUUAGUUAGGCCUCAGACUUUACGGCAAUCUGACAUCCCUAUUCCACAGCCUCAUUAGAGUCGGCACUCGGCACUGCCUAUCAUUACCAUGACCAGUGAAUAACCCGCUGUUAGUGCCAUGUCCACACGAUAAAUAUGCAUCUCCCCCCGCAUGCCCACCGAACAUACCUCUUCCGACACAAACGCAACCGCCAUGGCAAUGCAGCGGAACUCCUUACCGCCAGUUCUCCGGCUCCCAUCCGAGCUCAUUCUCGAAAUCAACGACCAUCUAAACACCUGGCAUGACGACUCGCUUAAUGGGCAUCUGAACUCCUACCACUUCUCCCUUGCGCACCCACGCCUCCGGUCCAUCCUCGGCCCAACCAUCAAGAGGACGGAGCUAAUAGCAUUCUACCACAACUUCUCCAACUCCCCGCUCAUGGUACCUUGCGAGUGUUGCGAGCGCUUGCAUCCGUGGUACAACUUCAACACGACCGUCGCGCAGAGGCGCGGGUUCUGGGGGGGAACCUGCAUCACGUGCUCGUCGCCGUGCACACACUAUGUCUACCACACCUGGCGGAACAGAGGGGUCUGUUUCCACGAGGGCGUGCGGUGGAUGGGCGGGUACAUAUCGCUGUGCCGGGAGUGCGAGGCGCCCGUUCUCGUGCAGUUCCCGCGGCUGCGUCUAGCGCCGCGCCACGACGGAUGCGAGAAAUCCCAAAAAUGCACCGUGUGCGGCGCGUUCCGGCAGAAGGCGUUCUGUCCGUGUGAAGUCCCGCCCGGCGAAACGAUACCGGAGUACGGGGAGUUCAGGGUGCUGGAGCUGUUGAGGAGGCUGGAUGCGUGUGUGCUCACUACUGAGGGCUACGGAUGGGAUCUGGAGGAGCUGGCUGUGCUCCUGGUCGCUGCGGAUGAUAUGGUCGAGCUCAAGCGGCGGAAACGGUGGACUACGGAUUCGGACUCCGGAACGCUCGAGGGGCGGCGGAAGCUGGGUGCUCGCUGGAAUGCGGUCGAGGAGUUCGUGUUAUGGGCGGAGGAGCGGAAGAGGAGGAGGGAUGCCAGCUUAGUUGGCAUGUCGUUCAUCUGGAAUUAUGGGCGGAAUCCAAUGGAGGGGAUGGAACCGCUGAGUGUUGAAAUGAAGCCAAUGAGAAGGGUCGAUAGGAGGGAGCCUAGGUCAUAUCCGCACAAGCCGGAAUCGGGGCCUGGUUGGUUCCGUGCGAGUACUACGGCGAGGGGGAGGUUUUAUACGGGGCAGAGCUCGGUGGAACGCGGUUAUUCCAAUUGAUAAUAGAGUUUUGGAGGGCUUACUCGCUCACCUACCCCAUUCGCGGGUCAAAAAUUGUGUGCAUAGUCGACUCGCGUAUUGGAAGUUAGUUCGUAGUUACAUAUCAUUUGACGACACCUCUCAGUCGAUUAGCG